Elgaria multicarinata webbii is the source of this 6551-nucleotide messenger RNA. RefSeq names its product WD repeat domain 81 (gene WDR81). Lineage: Eukaryota; Metazoa; Chordata; Lepidosauria; Squamata; Anguidae. Gene Ontology annotation, cellular component: mitochondrion. The transcript has 11 exons. Gene Ontology annotation, biological process: aggrephagy. The coding region runs from base 249 to 5975 and encodes 1908 amino acids. The record is from RefSeq and is a predicted model, not a curated record. Gene Ontology annotation, molecular function: protein binding; phosphatidylinositol 3-kinase regulator activity.
GCGAGAGCGGCCGCGGAAGAAGCCUUCGCCCGCUCCGCAUGAGCGGGGACUGCGCCCUUCUUGCGCCCUUCUUGCGCCCAGUUAACUGCUUUGGGAUUUGUGCAAAGGAGAAAUGGCAUGGAAACACGGCCACUCGUGAUAACGGAUAACCUGGAAAGCCCCGUGCUCUGUGGUGCCUUUGCACUGCUGCUCUGACUUUCCCCCAAAUCAUUCCUGGCUCUUUGUGUUACCUGCAGGGAGCGUCUACCAUGGCCGCCCCCGCCAAGAUGGAGCCUCUCCUGCAGCAGGUAGAGAGAGACUUGGGCAUCGGCCGGACGCAGCUGGCAUCUGCCCCAGGGUCCUCCCACAUCAUCGCCCUGGUGCCGGUCAAGUGGCUGGUGGGCUUGAAGGAGCGGGGCCUGUUGCCCAGCAUGUGCCCACACCCUGAAGGCCUCAGCGAGGUGGAGGUGCGCACAUGCCUGCAGCACUCUGUGCAGAAGCUGCCCACUGGCUGGACCCGGGUUGAAGUCCACGGCCUGCGGAAAGAGCGGCUGUACUAUCAGGUGGCUGUGAGCCCCGGUGCUCACAGUGAGGCCAAGGAAGGCCCAGAGACACUCCAUGGGUUCAUGCGCAACGUGGCCUCCCAGAACUACCGGAAUCUAUGGAAGCAGGCGCACCACCGGUACGUCCGGCCGUACUGCCACGCCCAUGCGCCACCCACUGCCCCUGCCUUGGACCUGCUCCGCUGUGCCCUCCAGAGGCUCUACGGCUGCCCCUUCGUUCCAGUGGGGCUGAGCACUUCCUGUACCUCUCCUGCCAAAGAGGGGGGCUCAUUCACCAAGGGCCACACCCACUGCCCUAGCAUCCUUCAGGCAGACGCGCUACUGGAUUCGCCGGAGAUGUUCUACGUCAUCUUCCCCUACGUGCAGUACUGCCUCCAUGACAUUGUCACCUUCAGCCCGGCCAAGCUGACCAACAGCCACGCUAAGCUCCUCUUCAUCCUCUUCCAGGUCCUGCAGGCCAUGCAGGCGUCCCACCGGGCAGGACUGGCAUGCGGCGCUUUCUCGUUGCACGAAGUGGUGGUGGACGAGAAACUAUGUGCCCAGCUCAGGGUUCGGCUUCAAGACUAUGAGCAGAUGCCGCCAGAGGAGGAGGCGGCAGCGUCAGAAGCAGCCCCCAGGGAUCCUGGCCGGGACACUGCAGUAGUGGGAGGCGCCGGUGUAGCGACACUGGCAGCAAGGAAGGAGGCCCGGGCAGGUCUUGGGGACCUUGUCCUGGACUGGGUGCAGGGCCGCCUCAGCAACUUUGACUAUCUCAUGCACUUGAACCGUCUGGCUGGGCGGCGGGUGGGUGACCCCAACUACCACCCUGUGCUUCCAUGGGUGAUGGAUUUCACCACCCGCAACGGCCGGUUCCGGGACUUGCGUAAGUCCAAGUUCCGCCUCAACAAAGGGGACAAGCAGCUAGACUUCACCUACGAGAUGACCAAGCAGGCCUUUGUGGCCGGAGGAGGCCUGAGCGGGGAGCAGCCCCAUGUGCCCCACCACAUCUCAGACGUCCUCUCCGACAUCACCUACUACGUUUACACGGCCCGGCGGACCCCUAAGGCCGUACUCUGCUCCCACGUCCGGUCUCAGUGGGAGCCCAACGAGUACCCGGCCAACAUGGAGCGCAUGCAGGGCUGGACCCCGGACGAGUGCAUCCCGGAGUUCUACUCUGACCCCAACAUCUUCAAGUCCAUCCACCCCGACAUGCCUGACUUGGAGGUGCCGCCUUGGUACGGCUCCUGCGAGGAGUUUGUGGCAGCCCACCGGGCCUUGCUGGAGAGCUGGGAGGUGUCUCAGGACCUCCACCACUGGAUCGACCUCACCUUUGGCUACAAGCUGCUGGGCAAGGAGGCCGUCAAGGAGAAGAACGUCUGCCUCCACCUGGUGGACAACCACACCAACCUCACCAGCUACGGGGUGGUGCAGCUCUUUGACCAGCCCCACCCUAGGCGCUUGGCGGGGGCGGCGCUCCUCCCUGCUGAAGCCCUACUCGUCGCGAGGCCUCUGAUCCCAACCGUCCAGGAGACGAGAGUCCUGGAGGACUCCAAGGCCCAGGUGGCCAACGGAACCGGUGGCCUGGUUGCGGAGGCGAUGGCUUGCGAAGGCAGAUUUGGGGUGAUCCUAGAAGAGGAGGUGGAGCAGGGGGCUGAGGCCCUGGAGUCCAUCCCUGCAGCAGGCAGAGGCGUGGAGCUGCCAUGCUCUUCUGUGCCGGCCCCUGGGAUCCCCGCCGAGGGAAAGCAUCUCAUCCGGAGGGCCAAGGCCACGGUUGGUGUGACCCACGGGGAUGGGCUGGAGGCGAAGAUCGUGGUCCCCGAGAGCUGCAACCUGCUGCAGGCCUUGGAGGAGCUGGAGAAGCUGGAUGCCUUCUUGCUGAAAGGGUUGCAGCAGGGCAUGCUGGGCCAGCUGGAGCAGCCCCAGCCAAGGAGCCCUGUGGUGCUUUCUGACCUUUUCCAGAGGGACAUGCAGACGCUGGGCGUCCUGGUGACCGAGAUCGUCUUUGCGGCCAAGUUGCGCACCUUGAGGCCAGGUGCAGCGCUGCCAGAGCGCUUCUGGGCUGCGCGGGGGCUUUGCCAGUCUCACCCCAAGGAGAUCCCGGCUCCUCUCCAGCACCUCCUGGAGACCUUGCUGCAGCUGCGAGUCCCGGAUGCCCAGCUUUCGAGGGCCGGCUUGGGCCGGCGGGCUCAGCUGUUCAGCUAUAUGCCCAUCUGGCAAGGGCUACCGCCGCCCUGCCCCUCUCAGCUGCUGAGCCCUUUCAGUGCGGUGCUGCCCUUCCCGACAUACUUCCCAGCUCUGCACAAGUUCAUCUUCACCUACCUGUCCGGGAAGGCCGAAGACCCUGCGGGCCAAGGCCGGGAGCUGGUCUUCCAGCUGUGGCAGCAGCUGGAGGGAGUGCUGGCCGACAUCACUCCCGAGGGCUUGGAGAUCUUGCUGCCGUUUGUCCUGGCGCUGAUGUCGGAAGAGCAGACAGCUGUCCAUGCUGCCUGGUACCUCUUUGAGCCCAUCGCCAAGGCCCUGGGCCCCAAGAACACCAACAAGUACCUGCUGAAGCUCCUGAUCGGGGCUUAUGAGAGCCCCCGCUGCCUGCACGGCCGCUUCUACCUCUACACGGACUGCUUCGUGGCUCAGCUGAUGACUCGCCUGGGGCUGCAGCAGUUCCUCGCCAACCUCCUGCCCCACAUCCUGCAGAUCUUGGUGGGGGUGGAGGGCUCCGCCCCAGAGGAGAACAAGGCCCUGCUGCUCUUGGGCACGGCGGAGGACGACGAGAGCGGUGGGAGCAGCCCCGGGUCCUGCUCCUUUGGGGAAGAGAUCAAGGCAGAGGUGGACCGGGUCGGCUCGGCAGCCCUGGAGCUGCUGGACUACAUGUCUGGUGUCAGCCUGCAUGACCAGGCCUACCUGCCAGAGAGCGAGGACUUCCAGAAUGGCCUCUACCUGGCUGAGACCCUGCAGGAGCCGGAGGAGGGCCUGGGCCACCUGAGUGACAAGAGCAGCGCCAGCGAAAUCUCUCUGGGUGAGGACCAGAAGGACAAGGCCAGCCUGAAAUCCCUGGACAGCAGUCAAGACCUAAAGCACAGCGAGGAGGAGGAGGAAGACAAUGAUGAUGACGAAGAAGAAGAGAGACAGGAGGAGGCCAAUCGGGAGGAGGAGGAGGAGGAAGAGUGUGAUGACACCACCACUGUGGGCACGGAGGAGCUGGCGCUAUCGGUGGCCGUCAGUGUGGAAGCCAGCCUGGCUGAAGAUGACGGGGUGCCCGAGGAAGAAGGGGGCAGGCAGGACUUGCCUGACAGGGAUGGAGACAAGGAGCAGACCAUCCUGCUGGACACGGCGUGCAAGAUGGUGCGGUGGCUCUCGGCCAAGCUGGGCCCCACCACCACGUCCCGCUACGUCGCCAGGAACCUGCUCCGGCUGCUUACGUCUUGCUACAUUGGUUCCAGCAGGCAGCAGUUCGUGGCUGGCACAGAAGUGAUCAGCCCUCUGAGCUCCGGGAACAUUUACCAGAAGCGGCUGGUGCUGGGGGAUGUGGUGUCUGAGCCGGUGCUGGCUUCCCUCAUCCAUAUCGCGCACCUGUAUGGGGAGCCGGUCCUUACCUACCUGUACUUGCCCUACAUCAGCUAUCUGGUCGCUCCCAGCAGCGGGGCAGCAGCUGGCCGGCUCAACAGCCGCAAGGAAGCCGGCCUCUUGGGUGCCGUGACGCUGACCCGGAAGAUGGUUGUUUACCUCUCAGACACCACCCUCAUGGACAUCCUGCCCAAAAUCAGCCAGGAGGUCCUGCUGCCUGUUCUGGGCUUCCUCACUUCUCCCACCAUCAGUUUUCCCAGCGGGACCCAGGCCCGGGGCGUCUUGUGCCUCAAGACCAUCAGCCUUGUGGCGCUGGUUUGCUUACGGAUCGGGGCAGAGAUGGUACAGCAGCACCUGAGUGACACUCUCCGGAUGUUCUUUGAGACGUUCUCGUUGUCGCUGUUGGAGCAGAUGAGCCGGCAGGAGGGCGUGAUGUUGGAACCGCCUGCCCUCCGGACGAGGUCGCUGCCCCCAGACCCCUCCGCUCUUCUGGAACUGCAGAAGGUUUUCAACCCGGAGAUGGCGUACAUCACCUUCAUCCCCUUCUCUUGUUUGUUAGGCGACAUGAUCCACGCCAUUGUCCCAAAUCACACCUUGGUUGGGCAGCUGGCAAAUCUCUACCUGGACAGCACGGACCCCAGAGGCCUGGCCUCCCACAGCCGAGAUGCAGCCGGGCCGGGCCCAGCUCCCUCGGAGCAAGACAGCCCUGAGACGGAUGCUGCCUCGGGCCUGGGCGAGGACUCUCACUCGGGCACUUUUGGGAGUGUGCUGGUGGGCAACCGCAUCCAGGUCCCAGUGGAGGCCUGGCAGGAGGCUUCGGGCAGCCCCAGUGGCUUCUGCCGUGCCUCGGGCAGCCAGGAGGAGAACACGCUGAGGCAGGAGCUGCGGCGUAGCACCCGCCUCCUCUGCGGCAACUGGCUGGCCUACUGGCAAUACGAGAUCGGGGUGAGCCAGCACGAGCCCCGCUUCCACUUCCACCAGAUCAAGCUGCAGACCUUUGUGGGUCACGUGGGUGCCAUCAAGUGCGUGGCCCCCCUCAGUGGAGAGGACUUCUUCCUGAGCGGCAGCAAGGACAAGACCGUCCGCCUCUGGCCCCUCUACAACCGUGGCGACGGCACCCACGAGACGGAGCCGCGCCUGACCUAUGCCCAGCACAAGAAGUCGGUCUUCUACGUCGGCACUCUGGAAGCGCCACAACACGUGGUCAGUUGUGACGGCGCCGUCCACAUUUGGGACCCCUUCACGGGCAAAGUGGUACGCACAUUUGAGGCGCUAGACUACAAAGUGCCCAUCACAGCUGUGAGUGCCAUGCCAGCCCCGUACGGCAGCAUCAGCAUGGCCAGCGCUGACUCCGUGCUGCGCUUCAUCGACCACCGGAAACCAGGGCUGCAGCAUGAAUUCCGGCUGGCCAGCGGGCCAAACGCUGGCCUCAUCCGUUGCCUGGCUGUCAGUCCUAGUGGGCGAAGCGUGGUGGCUGGCUUCUCCUCUGGCUUCAUGGUCCUGCUAGAUACCAGGACUGGCUUGGUCCUGCGAGGGUGGCCAGCGCACGAGGGAGACAUCUUACAGAUCAAGGCUACGGACGGCAACGUGCUCAUCAGCUCCUCCUCCGACCACUCGCUGACCGUCUGGAAGGAGUUGGAGCAGAAGCCACUGCAGACCUACAAGUCGGCCUCGGAGCCUAUCCACGCCUUCGACCUCUACGGCAACGAGGUGGUGGCUGGCACGGUGGCCAACAAGAUCAGUGUCUACGCCCUGCAGGAGCUGCUGACCCCCGGCGUCACCAAGUUGAGCUCGGAGAACUUCCGCGGGACCCUCACCAGCCUGGCCGUGCUUCCGACCAAGUGCCACCUGCUCCUGGGCUCCGACAACAGCACCAUCCGGCUCCUGGCGUAGCUGCUGCCUCCGGAUGCAAUGCGCUGGCUUCCAGGGAUGGUGGCCAAGAGCCCCUUUUGCUGCCGGGGGAGGGGGGGAGCAGGUGUGGGCAGGGACCAAGGGAGGGAGGAGGGGACCUCACUGCGCCCUCCCUCCUGGGCCUCGCUCCCCAAACAGGCUGCUGGGCAGCCAGAGGCCUGGACCUCCUGUCACCUUAUGUGCCUGACUCUCUUUGGGAAAGGGGGGGGUGUUUCCCAAAGAAAUCCAGAGGGGAGAGGUGCCAUCCUCUCCCCACCCCCAAUAUGGCAUUCCUGUUCUUCAACCUUUGGGGAGGGAGGUCCCUCCCUCCCUCCCUGGAUGUUUCUCCGCCGUUGGCCCUUCGCUUUCGUGUUUGUGCCGCUCCGCACUUCCUUCUCCCUCCCUUUACUUACCGUUCACCCCGCCUUCUGCCGCUUUUACUCCCCCAUGGAAGUAUGUGCACCAGGAAGAGCUGAACGCCCUGUAAGGAGGGAGUAGGCCCCGCCUGCCUGGGAAGGCUUUGCACCUGGAAGGUGACGUCCCAGCCAGGAGGGCCGUUUCCCUCUGUUCUUGCCCAGG